GUUGCUUCUUUGUAAAAUUUUGAAAAUUCAAGUGAAUGCUGGAGAAAAAUCACUGUCAAAGGUUUUUAUGUUGUUUUUGUUGGAAACUGAGGAAAUAUUCACCGAACUCUGUACAAUAUGAAGCAAUAUCAUCGUGAAACAUGCGGAAAAUGAGCACGACACUGCAAAAAAGGACUUAUUUUGUGUAUUGUAACUACAAGGUUAUAGUAAAUCACAUGGUGAUUGUCGCGUGUUAAAUUUUGUCUUUGUUUGACUUCGUUUGUACUUUUUUUACACUUUCUGUUUACCCUACCCGAGCGCUGUUGGUUUGUGUUUAUUGAAUGGAAGGAGCUACAGAAGGUGAUGCUAACUUGACAAACAGUGAAGACAAACUACAGGAUAUAACUGAUGGGAUUUCAAAUGAUUUAGUUCUGGGUGCAGAGAACAACCAUUCUGACCCAAAAAAGGUCGUGCCAGUUGUAAAUUUACCAGAAACCACUUUGAUCCCAGUAAACUCCAUGCCGUGCAGGGAUGGCAACUGUGGACACUCUCAUCAGUCACAGUUGUUACCCCUGGGCUACACGCCACCACCCAUUUCUGUUAGAAGGGUGAAAUUUGAUGAACAUGGUGACACACAUGAAAUUGAGGUGGAGGGUCAUGGAAAGGUCACCAUUAAUUAUCUAAACUAUGAAUCUGAAGCACAGAUGAAGGAUAUAAUGGCAUUAAUAACGAAGGAUCUUUCAGAACCAUACUCUAUUUAUACAUAUAGAUAUUUCAUACAUAAUUGGCCAAAACUCUCAUUCUUGGCGUACUGUGGGGAAACCUGUAUUGGUGCUAUAGUUUGUAAACUUGAUCUUCAUAAAAAGAUGGCAAGAAGGGGAUAUAUAGCAAUGUUAGCUGUUGAUAAUUUAUACCGAAGACAUCAAAUAGGAAGUAACUUAGUUAUAAAGGCUAUACGAAUGAUGAUAGCACAAGGUUGUGAUGAAGUGGUAUUGGAGACUGAAAUAACGAAUGUUGGGGCAUUACGACUGUACGAAAACCUGGGUUUUGUUCGUGACAAACGUCUUUUCAAAUACUACUUAAAUGGGGUCGAUGCUCUUCGUCUAAAACUCUGGUUGCGAUGAGACGGACUGCGGGAAAACACAUGAUUCAUGAUCAAUACAAAAAACUUAGAUAUGCUAAUUUUUGUCAAUUUUGAUACAAUUUCUUUUAAUAAUAUCUCAAUG
This is a messenger RNA of Dendronephthya gigantea, 1205 nucleotides long. Its product is annotated as N-alpha-acetyltransferase 30-like. The record is from RefSeq and is a predicted model, not a curated record. The transcript has 4 exons. Gene Ontology annotation, biological process: N-terminal peptidyl-methionine acetylation. Lineage: Eukaryota; Metazoa; Cnidaria; Anthozoa; Malacalcyonacea; Nephtheidae. Gene Ontology annotation, molecular function: protein-N-terminal amino-acid acetyltransferase activity. The coding region runs from base 321 to 1103 and encodes 260 amino acids. Gene Ontology annotation, cellular component: NatC complex.